This is a messenger RNA of Polychytrium aggregatum, 1491 nucleotides long. Its product is annotated as polysaccharide synthase. Lineage: Eukaryota; Fungi; Chytridiomycota; Chytridiomycetes; Polychytriales. The coding region runs from base 1 to 1491 and encodes 496 amino acids. The record is from RefSeq and is a predicted model, not a curated record. The transcript is spliced from 3 exons.
AUGUUUUAUCUCACCAAUGAGCACCUGUCCGUCUUCAUCCCAUUGGGGUUCGUGGGUAUCUAUCGCUGGUUCUGGUUCUGCGUCAAGCUUCUUGCCUACUGCGUCUACAAGCCAAUCCAGCCUCGGCGAAAGCCACGGUACAUUGCUUCUCGAGAUGUUACCAUCCUGGUCCCGACGAUCGACUCGGGCGUAGAAAUCAAGACCGCCGUUCGGUCCUGGCUCCAAUCCAAGCCCAACAAGAUCAUAUUCAUUACGACGCCAAAGGCCAAGGCUGGCCUCGAGGAACUCGCCAACAGCUGCAAUUCCUCCAGGGACGUCAUCGACGUCAUUACCGUGCCUCGCCCAAACAAGCGCAAUCAGAUGGUUGCUGGAAUCAACCGAGUCAAGACCGAGCUGAUUGUCUUCUCGGAUGACGACGCCAUUUGGCCCGACUCCAUGUUGGAAUGGGCUCUGGCGCCGUUUGAGGACAAGCAAGUCGGCGGUGUGGGCACCAGCCAAACGGUUCUCCCUGUCGGGAAGCGCAUGUCUGUUUGGGAAAUCCUCUCGGCCUUUCGGAUAUCGAUGCGCAAUAUCGAAAUCACGGCAUCGACCUACAUCGACGGCGGCGUCUGCUGCCUCUCUGGACGAACGGCCAUCUACCGCACCAAGAUCCUGCGCGACCCCGAGUUCCAGUGGAAAUUCACGCACGAAUACUGGCUCGGAAAAUAUCACCAGCAUUCGGGCGACGAUAAGUUCCUCACGCGCUGGCUCCAUGCCCACUACUGGAAGACCUUCAUCCAGAGCUGUCCCGAGGUUGAGCUGCUGUCGACCUUCAAAAACAACUGGACCUUUCUCAAACAAAUCCUGCGCUGGACCCGCAACACCUGGCGGUCGGACAUCCGCUCGCUGUUUGUCGAGCGGGUGGUCUGGACCCGGUAUCCCUUCGUUGCCUUCACGAUGCUGGACAAGUUCUUUAAUCCGAUCACGUUGCUCGCCGGGCCGGUAACGGUGAUCUAUCUCUGUGUCAGGAAAAUGUCGGACCCGAGCAGCUUGCCCGUCUACGUUGUCCUUGCAUCGUAUUUUGUCUGGCUGUUCCUGACCCGGUUGAUCAAGUAUAUGCCCCACUUCGUGAGAAGACCGCAGGACAUACUGGCCAUCCCGGUCUGGCUGGGCUUCAACAUCCUCUUUGCUCUCAUGAAGGUGUAUUGUCUCUUUACCCUCCAUGUGACGAGCUGGGGCACUCGCUCAGGCGCCGACAACCAGGAGAAGCACGAUCUCGAGUCCGAGAUGGAUAUUUACAAAGCCCGCUGGAUGGAGUGCCCAGAGCUCGACGAGGGAUGCGAUCUGGAGUCCCAAGACACUGGCGAAACCGACCCCGGAAGCUCGGCCAGUGCCGGCCUCACCGACCAACAAAAUAGUGACAGCGUCGCGGACCUUGUCGAUGGCAUAUCUGUGCUGCACGACUCAGCAAUCGGCAGCGACUCGUUUCUCUCCCUCCGACACAAGCACUGA